AUGUCCCAAGCAGAUACGUGCGAAAUCACCGCGGUCGAGCGGACCGACCGCGGCAGCCAAGCUGGGAAGGAUACUGGCCUGCUUGAGUUCCUGACCAUCGGUCAGUGUGCUGCUGCCUCAUCCUACGUGGCCUUCCUGAUCUAUGGCGCCCUUGUCGGCGCAUUGAGCGGAAUGGGCCCCGGCACGCUGGCAAUCAUUGGCCUGGUGCUUUUGUGCUGGCCGAUCGCUGCAUGCAAGGUCUGCUGCCGGUGUUGCCGCAAACGCUGCUGCUCGUGUUGCCGUGAAGGAAAGGAGAUCAGAAAGAUAGGAAAUGUCAAGAAGGUUGUGAUCCUUUCGCUAUCCUUGGCUGGUCUUGGGGGUAUGGCUUUGUUGCCAAUGGCAGGUCUGAUGGGAGAUGUCAAAGCUGGCACUGCUGUGGCCCAGAGUGCGGACUGCGCAUCCAGGGAAUUCAUCCGGUCGGUCUUGGGCGACGUGACCGCCAUAGGUGAUGUGCCAUCUGCACCUGCUGGAGGACGUGAGUGA
Messenger RNA from Symbiodinium pilosum, 522 nucleotides. The record is from the annotation of a GenBank genome assembly. NCBI's taxonomy places the organism in Eukaryota, Dinophyceae, Suessiales, Symbiodiniaceae.